AUGACAAACUCCGAACUCAUCAACACCGCCGCCCCCGGCGUCCCCUACUUCACGCCCUGGCAAGCCACCCCCGCCGGCACCGCCCUCAACCCCCAACCCAACAACAAGCCCCUCCCCAAACUCUUCACGCCCCUCCAAAUCCGCGGCCUCCGCUUCCAAAACCGCAUCAUGCUCUCCCCGCUGUGCCAAUACUCCGCCCGCGACGGCCACGUCUCCGACUGGCACCUGGCGCACCUGGGCGGCAUCGUCUCGCGGGGGCCGGGGAUCAGCAUGGCCGAAGCGACGGGCGUGACGGCGGGAGGGAGGAUAACGCCGCAGUGCCCGGGCUUGUGGAAGGCGUCGCAGGUGGAGGCGUGGGCGCGGGUGGUGGCGUUCGCGCACGCGCAGAACCAGCGGGUGGGGGUGCAGCUGGCGCACGCGGGGCGCAAGGCGGGCACCGUCGCGCCGUUUUUGAGCUUUUCGGCCAAGGCGCCCGAGGCGGAUGGAGGGUGGGGCGGGGACGAGGUGGUGGGGCCGAGCGCGGUGGCGUACGAUGCGAACGUGCAUGUGCCGAGGGAGAUGACGAAGGGGGAUAUUGGGGAGGUGAGGGAGGCGUUUGCGAAGGCGGCGGGGAGGGCGGUCGAGGCGGGGUUCGAUUUCGUGGAGAUUCACAAUGCGCAUGGGUAUUUGCUGCAUUCGUUUUUGUCGCCGGUCGCGAAUCGCAGGACGGAUGAGUAUGGCGGGUCGUGGGAGAAUCGGACGCGGUUGACGCUGGAGGUGGUGGAUGCGGUGAGGGCCGCGAUUCCGGAGGAUAUGCCGCUGUUUUUGCGCAUCUCGGCGACGGAUUUCCUCGAGGAGGUCGAGGGGUUCGGGCCGGAGAAGAGCUGGACGCUGGAGGACACGAUUGCGCUGGCGGAGAUUCUGGCGGAGCGCGGCGUCGACGUCUUGGAUGUCAGUGCUGGCGGACAGCAUCCCGCGCAGAAGAUCAAGGGCGGACCCGCGCACCAGGCGCCCUUCGCCAAGGCCAUCAAGGAGAGGGUUGGAGACAAGAUGCUCGUGGCCACGGUCGGGACCAUUACCGAUGGGAAGAUGGCGAACCAGUUGCUGGAAGACGGCCUGGAUAUCGCCGCCGCCGGCCGCCUGUUCCAGAAGAACCCGGGUCUGGUGUGGGCAUGGGCCGACGAUUUGGAUGUCCAGAUCGAAAAUGCGCAGCAGAUUGGCUGGGGUUUCAUGGGCAGGGGCAAGAAGGGAAAAAAGAUCAACACCUUUUUGACGGCUGAGUGA
This is a messenger RNA of Diplodia corticola, 1263 nucleotides long. RefSeq names its product fmn-linked oxidoreductase. The record is from RefSeq and is a predicted model, not a curated record. Bases 1 to 1263 code for a protein of 420 amino acids. Gene Ontology annotation, cellular component: intracellular anatomical structure. Gene Ontology annotation, molecular function: NADPH dehydrogenase activity; FMN binding; NADP binding. The transcript has 2 exons. Lineage: Eukaryota; Fungi; Ascomycota; Dothideomycetes; Botryosphaeriales; Botryosphaeriaceae.